AUGCCCCGCAGCAGCCUGCGCGCCGCGGCCGUCCUCCUGCUCCUGAGCCUAAAGGAGCAGCUCUCCCGCGCAGCCCCGCUCCACGGGUUCGAAUGGACCUAUCUUGGUCCUGCUGGGGAGAAGAGCUGGCCCAAGAACUACCCGUCCUGUGGGGGCCUGAUGCAGUCCCCAAUCGACCUGCACAGUGACAUCCUCCAGUACGAUGCCAGCCUGGGGCCCCUCGAGUUCCAGGGCUAUAACGUGUCUGCCAACGAGCAAUUAACCCUGACCAACAAUGGCCACUCAGUGCAGCUGACGCUGCCCCCGGGCAUGCACAUCCAGGGGCUGCCAUCCCGCUACAGCGCCACGCAGCUGCACCUGCACUGGGGGGACCAGAACGACCCCCACGGCUCCGAGCACACUGUUGGCGGGAAGCACUUCGCUGCCGAGCUGCACAUUGUACAUUACAACUCGGACCUGUAUCCCAACGCCAGCACCGCCAGCAACAAGUCAGAAGGCCUCGCCGUCCUCGCUGUUCUCAUAGAGAUGGGCUCCUUCAAUCCCUCCUAUGACAAGAUCUUCAGUCACCUUCAGCACGUCAAGUACAAAGGCCAGGAAGUGCACAUUCCCGGCUUCAGCAUUGAGGAGCUGCUUCCCGAGAGGCCGGCCGAGUACUACCGCUACCGAGGCUCCCUGACCACGCCGCCCUGCAGCCCCACCGUGCUCUGGACGGUGUUCCGGAACCCCGUGCACAUUUCCCAGGAGCAGCUGCUGGAUCUGGAGACAGCUCUGUACUGCACACACGAGAAUGACCCAGCGCCCAGGGAAAUGGUCAACAACUUCCGGCGGGUGCAGAAGUUUGAUGAGAGGCUGGUGUACAUCUCCUUCCAACAAGGAAUCAUUCUUUCGGUGGCUCUGGCUAGCAUCCUCGGCAUCUGCAUCGUCCUGGCGGUGUCCAUCUGGCUUUUCAGAAGGAAGAAGAGCAGUAAGAAAGGCGGCGGCAAUAAAGGCGUCAUUUACAAGCCGGCCCUCAGGAAGGAGGCGGAGGCCCACGCCUGA
Pipistrellus nathusii (Nathusius's pipistrelle) is the source of this 1038-nucleotide messenger RNA. The record is from the annotation of a GenBank genome assembly. Lineage: Eukaryota; Metazoa; Chordata; Mammalia; Chiroptera; Vespertilionidae.